AAAAUAUUUCAGAUACGAUCUUUUAUUAAAGUAUCAUCAAAGUGAAUACAGAAAUACUGCAGUGAACACUUUUUGUUAGGGACAGUAGCGAUAUGUGGGAAAUAUGAAUCUGUCAAAAGUGGAAACUGGAGCACAGUUAUUAGCUCGUCUUGGGAGCAGGCCAAGUAUUCAAGGCAUAGAAGAUACAUUAUUCAUAGAUGGUCCGCAUGUGAAAGAUGUGUAUGAAUUAUAUGGUGUGGAAGGGUCAGGAAAGACCGAGUUGUUGUUAUCACUUGUAACAUCAAUAAUCUUACCCAAAGAUUGGAAUGGUUAUAAUUUAAAUGGAGCAAAUGCUGGAGUCAUAUUUAUUGAUACAGAUUAUAAAUUUCAAAUAUUGCGUCUUGUGAAUAUUAUGGAGAAACGAAUUAUGGUAAAGACUGAACAUGACAAACCAGACACAAGUAAGAAGACAUCCUCAAAUGAUAUUGAAGUACUUGUGAAAGAGUGUUUAAAGAAAAUAAUGAUUAUUAGGUGUACAAGUAGUUUUCAGUUACUUGUUACCCUGCUUAGUUUAGAAUCAACAAUUUCAAACAAUCCUGAUAUAGCUGUUAUUAUGAUUGACUCCAUUUCUGCAUUUUACUGGAUUGAUAGAUGUAAUGGCGGUGAAAAUAUUGGGGCGCAGGAAACAAAUAUGAAACAUAUUGUACAACAAUUGUCAAAACUUGUGAAUAACUAUAAUUUAGUAUUGUUUGCUACAAAAGCAUUAAACUUUAAAAAGACAAAUAAAGAGAAUGAAUCUAAGGGGGACAACUGUGCAUCUCCAUCAGAGAAGAAGGUAUUAAAAGACAACCAUGCUGAAUUUUUAUGUAAAUCAUGGUAUAAGUUUGUAAAACAUAGACUUAUAUUUGACAAGGAGAAAUCUUUCAGUGUGUAUUGUAAUUCCUUAAAAGUUGACAUUCAGUUUACAAUAAAUGAAGGUGGUAUAUGUUUUAAAUAAAAUAAAUAAAUUCUUACAAGAAAAUAGAAAUUCUUUAAGAGCAACAUUGUGUAAAAAUUGAUGUUAACAUGUAGGGCUAAAAAUGUAAGGCACAUGCAAAUAUUACAUAGAGAGGAACAUUUCUAUGCUGAAUUCAGAAAGUCAGAAGAUUUCUUUCCCAUUCAGAUUGAAUGCUAUAGGUAUAUUUAGAUUGUAGAUAUUGCUGCACACUGUAAGUUGUAGCACCAAUCAAUAUUUGAUUAAACUAGAUGGGAUAUGAUGGCCAAUGAGACAAUUGUCAACCGGAAACCUGAGGACAAGAAAGUGAUCAACUCUAGUUCACCUUUCAACCUUCAAAAAUGAGCUAAACCAAUACCAGAGAGUACUGGAAAGCUAAAAUGUAUAAGAGGCUCCAGUAUGACAAAUGUGAAACAAUUCAAAAGGGACCUUAUUUAUGCUCAAAACAAUGAUGGAAGACUGCAACGAGCAUGACCAUUGACAACCACUGAAUAAAUGUAUAUAGAAGAACCAAUCUUUGAUGAGAGAGUUUGAGAUUUUAAAUGUUUAUAAUAUAAUCUGACAAUACUUAAAACUGCAUCUUAUUCUUCUGAAAUGUAAAAAAGUUGAUCCUUUGAGGACAAGACCAAACUUAAUUAAUAUUUCAGUGACCUUUGUAUUCAUGCAAUGAAUAAGAAGGGAUGUAUUCAUAAUUGUAUUAACCAAUGG
This is a messenger RNA of Mytilus trossulus (common blue mussel), 1681 nucleotides long. RefSeq names its product DNA repair protein XRCC2-like. Bases 104 to 976 code for a protein of 290 amino acids. The transcript has 2 exons. Gene Ontology annotation, molecular function: ATP binding; four-way junction DNA binding; ATP-dependent DNA damage sensor activity. The record is from RefSeq and is a predicted model, not a curated record. Gene Ontology annotation, biological process: DNA strand invasion; double-strand break repair via homologous recombination. Gene Ontology annotation, cellular component: centrosome; Rad51B-Rad51C-Rad51D-XRCC2 complex; replication fork. Lineage: Eukaryota; Metazoa; Mollusca; Bivalvia; Mytilida; Mytilidae.